CGGCUCCGAGAUCGAGGUGGACUCGGCCCGAGGGGAUGCCGUGUGCACGGGCUGCGGCUCCGUGCUGGAGGACAACAUCAUCGUCUCCGAGGUCCAGUUCGUGGAGAACAGCGGCGGGGGCUCCUCGGCCGUCGGCCAGUUCGUCUCCCUCGAUGCGGCAGGAAAAUCUCAAACAGUUGGAGGCUUUCAUGUGAACUUGGGAAAGGAAUCCCGGGCACAGACUCUGCAGAAUGGUAAACGUCAAAUUCAUCAUUUGGGAAACCAGCUUCAACUUAAUCAGCAUUGCCUUGACACUGCCUUCAACUUUUUCAAGAUGGCAGUGAGCAAACAUUUAACCCGUGGGAGGAAGAUGACUCAUGUCAUAGCUGCAUGCCUCUACUUAGUGUGUAGGACGGAAGGCACUCCACACAUGCUGCUUGACCUCAGCGACCUUCUUCAGGUGAAUGUCUACGUGCUGGGCAAAACCUUCCUUCUCUUGGCCAGAGAGCUCUGCAUAAAUGCUCCAGCUAUAGAUCCAUGCUUAUAUAUUCCUCGCUUUGCGCACAUGCUGGAGUUUGGCGAUAAGAACCACGAGGUCUCCAUGACAGCGCUCAGGCUUCUGCAGCAGAUGAAGCGAGACUGGAUGCAUACAGGCCGACGGCCAUCAGGGCUGUGUGGCGCAGCUCUUCUGGUUGCAGCGAGAAUGCACGAUUUCCGGCGUACAGUGAAAGAAGUCAUCAGAGUGGUUAAAGUGGGUGAAUCUACGUUAAGGAAAAGACUUACGGAGUUUGAAGAUACACCUGCAAGUCAGCUAACAAUAGAUGAGUUCAUGACAAUCGAUUUAGAAGAGGAAUGUGAUCCUCCGUCUUUUACAGCUGGUCAACGAAAGCUGAAGAUUCAACAGCUUGAGAAGGAGCUGUCAAAAAAGCUUGAAGAGUUGGAAGGUGAAAUAUCGAGCUACCAAGAUGAGAUUGAGAUUGAGUUAGAGAAUAGCAGGCCCAAAGCCAAAGGUGUUUACGCAAAUUAUAGUAAAGAUGGUUGUGUGGAAGAUAAUAUCUCAAGUAUAUUUGGAGAAGAGGAGGGUGAAGACGAAGAACUGGAAGCAGCUGCAAAUCAUUUAAACAAAGACUUUUACAGUGAACUUCUUGAUAAUGACCAGUCCAAAGAAAAAGAAACUUCUGUAAGGCCCUCGGCUUUGGAAUCGCUUCUUGGCCCCCUCCCAACUGCAGCCAGUCUUGGGAUAACGGAAUCUAUAAAAGAAUGCAUCCUGACAAAAGAUCGAGAUCAUAAUGAAAAUUCUGGAGAUGGUGAAUUGGAUCUAAGUGGAAUUGAUGACAGUGAAAUAGAUAUGUACAUACUUAAUGAUUCAGAAGCCAAAAUAAAAGCAGAACUAUGGAUGAAGGAAAAUGCUGACUAUUUGAAAGAACAGAAAGAAAAAGAAGCAAGGAUAGCAAAAGAGAAAGAACUUGGGAUUUAUAAAGAACAUAAGCCCAAGAAAUCGGCAAAGAAACGGGAGUUGAUCCAGGCCAGCACAGCAGGAGAAGCAAUUGAAAAGAUGCUGGAACAGAAGAAGAUCUCAAGUAAAAUUAAUUACAAUGUGUUAAGGGACCUCAACAGUAAAGGAGGGAGUGCACAGAAGAAGGAUGAUAACAACACUGUUGACAGCAGCAGCACCAAGAAGCUGUCAAGGAGAAAAUCUCUCGCAGCUCGGAAUGUGGCCAACUCUGUCAACAGUGUGGGGAAAAGGUUAAGACCUUUGAUUUCGACACAGCUAGCAAAAAAGCCUGCAACAGAAGAGGCAGUUCUUCAGAAUAGUCCGCCAGAAAGCCAAGAAACUGAAAAGCCAGCCAAUGUACUGGUGGAAACUGGGCCUGUAUCUUAUAAUCAUGAGGAGGACGUGGAAGAGGAAGAAGUUGAAGAGGAGGAUGACCACUGUGUGAGUGCCCUUCAGCUAAUGGGAGGAAAUGAUUAUGGCUGUGAGAUGGAUGAUGACGAGGGCUAUUAAUGUCUUUGUGCCUCCAGACCGAGACAAUGCGACAAGCUACCUGACAACGUAAACAAGCCCUCCUGAUAUCCAAACAGAAGCUCUUCCAUUCAUGGUGGAUUCUGGUCCAUUUCCGUAGAGCUGUUGGCUAGCAUUGGAUUGUGUCCCACUGACCUAUAAACUGGGCUUUGGCUUUGAAAUACUUGAAAUGUUUCUGGAUCAUGUUACGGGACAGGGAUUAACCGAAGGCAUCAACUCCAGAGAACAAAGGAACAAAGGGGAUGAGCCAAAUGGCCAGCACAGUAAAAGCAUAUAAUGUUAGAGCUAUCUUGUGGCUGAUCUGAAGUCAGUUAAUUUUUGUAAAACCACACACACCACCAUCACCACCACCAAUGAGCAAAACCCGUGUGUUGGGGAGGAAAGCUUUUGGAUUUGCAUUGUUGAAACUGGAGAUGAUGCACAUUCAUGGCUAGCAAGAGUCCCCACCCCAUAUUUUUGUGCUGAAAAAAAAAACCACUGGUACAUAAAUAGCAUUGGUGGUGAUUAUGCCCCAGCAUCUUCCCUUUGAAAGCCACCCCAGAUGUGAACUGCCUGCAGCAUUGUCUUAAAGUUAGACAGUUGUUCGGCCAGAGUCUCCUUCCUUGUGUAAGAGAGCAUUAGUACCGUACUUUUUAUGCUUGGAGCAAGGGGAGGAAUACAGUCUGAAUAAGUAACAGGAGGAUGAUUUCUUUAUGAAGGUGACUUGCUGCAUUAAGAGCAAGGACAUCAGUAGUAGUGGCACCAUGCUGGGCGUUUGCUUAAGUUAGAAAAGAGUCCUAAUUCAGAUUCAGGGGAAGUUAAACCAAGCCUUUCUGACAUUCACUGUUUCUGUUAGAUAAAGCAAAGCUUGGAAAAGGGACUUUUGGACUACAACUCCCAGAAUCCCCUACUCACCAGGGCAAAUGGAUUUUAGGAAUUGUAGUCCAAGAAGGAUAUUUUUGCAAGCUCUGAGUUAAACGCAGAGCAAAUGAAUCCAUCGGAGACCAUCUCAGGUUUUUCUGCUGCAUUGUAGGCAUAUGUGUUUCUAAAAUGAGGUGUUGCUUGUCUGGGAGUUCUCAGUUUUUGCCCGUAGCCAGUCUAAGCCAAUCUAUGUGUGACAAAAUGGAUUUUUUUUUUGUUUCCACGAAGAUGUGGUGGGUGUUUAUUUUAUUGCAAACAAACUUUCCCCUUCCCCUUCAUAUAAUUUAAUUUAAUGCUCUUUUUUAGUAAGCUC
Pogona vitticeps (central bearded dragon) is the source of this 3215-nucleotide messenger RNA. It is a transcript of the gene BRF1, whose product is annotated as BRF1 general transcription factor IIIB subunit. Gene Ontology annotation, molecular function: RNA polymerase III general transcription initiation factor activity; TBP-class protein binding; RNA polymerase III type 3 promoter sequence-specific DNA binding. Lineage: Eukaryota; Metazoa; Chordata; Lepidosauria; Squamata; Agamidae. The record is from RefSeq and is a predicted model, not a curated record. Gene Ontology annotation, cellular component: transcription factor TFIIIB complex; transcription preinitiation complex; nucleus. Gene Ontology annotation, biological process: transcription preinitiation complex assembly; DNA-templated transcription initiation; transcription by RNA polymerase III.